Molecule: messenger RNA, 1977 nt
Organism: Pseudozyma hubeiensis SY62
Lineage: Eukaryota; Fungi; Basidiomycota; Ustilaginomycetes; Ustilaginales; Ustilaginaceae
Exons: 2
Coding region: 1-1977 (658 amino acids)
Biological process (GO): protein import into nucleus
Source: RefSeq, a predicted model, not a curated record
AUGUCGGUCGCUCAUCCUUCGACCGCGGCGCCGACUUCGCCUGCGUCCAAGUCCCUAGCAGCAUCACGUCAGGGCUCUUCGAGUCCGCUUGUAUCGCAGGAGCCUGACAGCGACAAUGAUGCGCACGGCGUACAGAUGAUCCUCCGAAUCAAACGAAAACGCAACCAGGAUCCCGUAGACGCACUCAUCAUCCAACAGAAUGAGCGUAGAAACAAGCGCAGGUCCAUGGUGCUGCCGGACGAGAGCGCAGACAGCGAUGCUUCUACCGGCAGAGAUGCGGACACGGCAGAAAAACAGCGCGGCGUCUUUCGUCUGGCCGAGACCGUCUCGCUUCAGUCUUUCUCUGACCCCGUUGCCGCACGUAAACUCCAUCAGCGUAUCUCGGCGCUAAGCAGAUCCAUCACACCAGCACCGAGCACAAAACCUCUCACGCCAUCGAAACUAGCCCAGAGCGUCUCGUCACCUGCACUCAGCCAAGCAGCCACGGGGCUGCCACAGUCAUCGCCCCAGCUCAACGACGACGAGAGCCCUGUCCCAUCCACGUCGCGUGCACACCGAUCGCUCGGAAGCUCAUUAGCAUCUCUCAAUGCAGAGGCGCCAGCUUCGGCGACUCCAGCAUCCCGGCUCAAGGCUCUGGCGUCCGAGCAGAUCGACCGCGACAAGGACCGUAGAUCUCGUAGCAGCACACCCCUAGGCAUCCGUUUCAAGGUGAUUGCCAAGGACCAUGCUGCCGGCAAAGGUCUCAGACGGUCUGGCAGCUCGGCAAGUCUCCGCAAGAUGCGCAGCAAUGUGGCGCCGAGUCGUCCAUGGCAUACACCCGCUGGACCGCCGGUGAUCAGAUCCAAAAAAGAAAAGGAGGCUGAGGCCAUCUUUGGGCGCAUCAUCGACGCAGAGACCGAGCCCAUCCGCUCCGUACGGGGCUCAGCGCAUCCAUCGGCUCCCACACAACGACAAACAAAGCCGACUUCUCGACAGGAUGAAGAGAUGGCUGGUCUUGACGCCAAAUUUGCAGAAAUGCUCGGCGACUACUUGCGCUCCAACAACAUCGAGCCAUCGCAGGAUCUCGAUCAGAUCGCCCAGGGUGCUUCGACCUCGAAAGAUGUAGCAGAAGAAAAUGCAUCGCCAGCAGCUGCUGCUGCAGAGGCAGCCAAGCUCGCCGAGGAAGGCGAAGAAGACGACGAGGACGACUACGUCUACGAUGUGUACUAUCGAGAUAUGCUGCCUACAAAAGCAGGCCCACAAGGAUCCGCAGAGACGGGUCUGCAACCAGCUCAAGUUGCCGGGCGUGAGAAAGGCGCCUCCACCGGCUACAAUGCCGUUCCGGAUUCUAUGGCCCUACCGAGAGUGCUGGGCGGCGAAGUGGUGCCUCCAGAAUCGGCUGCACUCACGCCCAACUGGUUUCCAGGCCUGGAUUUCGCCGGUCCCAACGCGGUGGUGGCAUCGCUCGAGGGCUUUGAGGACAGCGACGAUGAGCUUGAGCAGGCGGAAGACGAAGGUUUCGAGAGCUACGACGAAGGCGAAGACGAAGAUAGCAACGACGAGGGCUUUUACAGGAACGACUAUCCGGAGCAAGAGCUUCCCGAAGCGGACGAAUUCGACUUCGACUGCGACGAUCAAAUGUCGGAUGAAGAUGAACACGAUCAGUAUUGUAACCUCUUCUACGCCGCUACGUCACACAUUGGUGCGCGGUUUCUACCAUUGGCAGACACCUUCGACGACGUUGUGAACACAUCGCUCCAAGACAUCUCGAUCUUCCUUCGAGAGCACUGUCCCUUUCGUCUCGACGGAAUCACAUCGCACAGCAUCGUCCGCUCCCGCUCAUUCCGCUGCAUUCGUUCCUCGGCGUCGUUCCAGAUCUCACGGGUCACGGACCCCCUCUCUGAAAGAAUCGACCCGUGCUGCGUCUCCGAUCCCGCACUCACAGUCUCGCACCUGCACCUGCAACCGCAACCGCAUCCGCGCUCCAGUUCCUUGUGA